Impatiens glandulifera is the source of this 567-nucleotide messenger RNA. Its product is annotated as protein NUCLEAR FUSION DEFECTIVE 6, mitochondrial-like. The transcript has 4 exons. Gene Ontology annotation, cellular component: mitochondrion. Lineage: Eukaryota; Viridiplantae; Streptophyta; Magnoliopsida; Ericales; Balsaminaceae. The record is from RefSeq and is a predicted model, not a curated record. Bases 69 to 350 code for a protein of 93 amino acids.
GGAAUCAUAAACCGGCUAAGAAUCAUUUCAAAGGUCUCCUCUGUUCCAGCUACCUGCGGCGAACUGCAAUGUCUGCUUCCGUCGCCGCCGCCGUGAGAUCCUCCGUUAGAAGCGCAGCACUGAAUCUCGCUGGCCGCGCAAAACCCAAAUCUUCUAUGUCGGGUUUGCCUUCUCCAUCGCAAAAAUCACUGUCUCCUCGAAUUUUCAGGUUAACUAGAUCUCCAGUAGAAAUGGGCAGCGUCUCUGUUGUGUCUAUGCUUCCAUACCACUCGGCCACUGCUUCUGCGUUGCUCAAUUCGAUGCUCUCUGCUACUCCACAGUCCUUUGGUUGGACAUUUGAUGGUUCGUGAGUCGUGACUAGUCGAAGAAGAUCAUGCAAACCACCAGUUGGAGAAAGUUGCAUUGAUGAUGCAUGAUGCAAGUGGUGGAUUUCUUGGGAAACUUCGGAAAAAAGAGCAGAUUGUGUUAGUUUGGCUCUAACCCUUUUUUUGUUUUCGCUUUUGUAUUAGCAUUGAGACGUUUGUAUUGCUACGGUUUUAACUUCAUUUAAUGAAUCUAGUGUUUUUC